Messenger RNA from Vicia villosa (hairy vetch), 471 nucleotides. RefSeq lists its product as uncharacterized. Bases 1 to 471 code for a protein of 156 amino acids. The record is from RefSeq and is a predicted model, not a curated record. The transcript has a single exon. NCBI's taxonomy places the organism in Eukaryota, Viridiplantae, Streptophyta, Magnoliopsida, Fabales, Fabaceae.
AUGGCUGGAAGGAUUAAUGCUGCGAUUGCAGCAGCUUUGGAAGCAAUGGCUCAAGCUUUAGAACAUCAGUCGAAUGUUGGUGAGAAUGUUGCUUCUCGCAAUUUGGCUACUUUCCAAAGGGAGAAUCCACUUGUUUUCAAGGGAACUCAUGAUCUUGAUGGCGCAUUUAUAUGGAUAAAGGAGAUUGAGAGAAUCUUCCGUGUGAUGGAUUGCACUCCGGGUCAGAAGGUUUGGUAUGGGACUCAUAUGCUAGCAAUCGAGGUUGAUGGUUGGUGGCUAGAGACUCGCCAGAGGAUGGAGGAUAAUGGUGAGGAGAUCACUUGGAUUUUGUUCCGUAGGGAGUUCUUGAGGAAGUACUUUCCUAAGGACGUCCGCGGCAAGAAGGAAAUCAAAUUUCUUGAGUUGAGGCAAGGGAACAAGUCGGUUGUUGAGUAUGCUGCUAAGUUUGGAGAGUUGGCUAAGUUUUACUAA